CUCGAAUUCAUCCCACCCCUGACAGUAUUAUCUUAAGGAUCCAAAGUAACCCACGUCUGACUGAACCGAGCAUCUAAAGCUUUGACUACAGGUGCAACCGAGAUUGAUAUUGAUCACGUGUCUAUGUGCCAGUGCAAGCAUGCGUUCUCGAAACGUAACUUUCGUCAUCAUCUUAGGUUACUCAUUGUGUGGAGAUAAAUUCGAUAUGACUGAAGACUCAAUUCCUAAUAAGAGGAUCUUCAAAGAUCCAGUACAUGACUAUGUGGAGUACGAUCCAUGGAUUUGCAGCUUCAUAGACACACCGCACUUUCAACGGUUGAGAUACGUAAAACAACUAGGAAUCUCGUACUAUGUGUACCCAGGAGCAUCUCACAAUAGAUUCGAGCAUUGUCUCGGCGUUGGCCACCUGGCCAGGAUGAUGGCUCAACAUCUUCAGAAGAGCCAACCGUCGUUGGGUAUCACGGAUGAGCAUAUACGAUGCGUUGAGCUUGCUGGACUGUGCCACGACCUUGGUCAUGGGCCUUGGUCCCAUGUUUGGGAUGGUCAUUUUAUCCCAAAAGCCCUUCCUAAUCACCCCAAAUGGAGUCACGAGCAAGCUUCAGAGAUGAUGUUCGAUGACAUGGUGAAGAAGUACCGUAGCCUUGACAUCUCGCCUGAGGAUGUAGAGACCGUGAAAGCACUCAUUUCGGGCAGAAAGGAGCGAUGCAAGCUUGGGACUACUAUGCCUUUUUUGUUUGAGAUUGUUGCCAACGAUCUCAAUGGCAUCGACGUCGACAAGUUCGAUUACAUCGCUCGUGACUGCCACGCUGUCGGCGAGAAACGCAACAUUGCCAUGACGAGAUUGAUUCAUUCUGCUCGCGUCAUCGACGGUCAAAUAUGCUAUGACAUCAAGGAUGCCAACACAGUUUACGAACUGUUCUACACCCGUUUCUCGUUGCAUAAAAAUAUCUAUAAUCACAAAACUACUCGCGCCAUUGAAUACAUGAUCAUGGACGUACUUCUCAUUGCACAGAAGCACAUGAAGUUCGCAGAGUAUAUCGAUGUACCUGAGAAGUAUCUUCAUCUCACGGAUGAUCUCUUUCACCGCAUCAACAUGACCGAAUCGGAAGAACUCGCACCAGCGCGCAAGAUUAUUGAACGUAUCCAGACCCGUGACCUCUAUCGCCGGGUGGACUACAAGAUCAUGGACUGGGACGACAAGGAGUUUUGUCAGGCACAUAUCACGCCUGAAGCAAUCGUGCAUGCUGCCAAAAACGCCAACCUUGAAGGUGUUGAACAGAGCCUCGUCACUGAGCUCACUGUUGACCACGUCAUUGUGGAUAUUUCCAAGAUGCACUACGGCAGAGGAGUGGACAAUCCCAUCUAUCAGGUUAAAUUCUAUAGCAAGCAUGAGCCAAAUGGUGAUCACCAAAUACUACAAUAUGACAACUAUACUGAUCCUUCCUCAGUGUGCCGGCGGGCCGAGUCGGGAGACGUCUCCCUUUUAAUGCCCGAGAAGUUUGGCGAGCUCCUCCUGAGAGUUUACACCAAGGAAGAGAGAUUUAUGGGUCUCGUGCAAACCGCAUACCGGCAUGUGCUCAGGUCUCUUCCUAUGCCGGGUGAGGCAACGGAAAUAGCCACUAUAGUACCAACACCUCCCGCUACUGAAGCACCUUCCACCCCAACGGCGCUUACGUCUAACCUCGGUCUUGGUGUACCUCAGAGCCGUGUUUCAAGACCUUUCGGACGCACACCUAGCUAUUCGGACAACCAAUUCACCACGCUUCCUCCCAAUUGUCAGAGCCGCUCUCCGACGAGGAUAUCAUCACGAAGCUUGAAGAGAACUAGGGAGGCCAGUAUCGAGUUGGACAUUGACAACCCUCCCCCGACUAGGAAGAGUAUGCGUUUAGCGUCUGCAAAGUGAUCUUACCACCAUAGAGGGCUUGACUUUCUUCCAGUUUCCUGCUUGCAGUGUUAGACUCGUGCCUUCGUUGCAUUUACGUUCUGCAUUCAGCCUGUAUCCAUUCACGAUUCGUUGGAAAGAGGAAUUCACUUACUAUACAAAUUUUAUAACACGCCUCGCACUUCAUACCAGUAACAUACCAUAUGUACUUACUUGACACCCUUGCGGCAAUCUGACGCGUCAAGCGGUUAGAGACUCCUGCGGCUGAUGUGUUCUGUUCCCCCGGUUUCUUGACGUCGAGUAAGUUACUGUUGCCUGAUGAACUCAGCCCAAAGGCACCCUUCCAGUCU
Messenger RNA from Suillus subaureus, 2232 nucleotides. RefSeq lists its product as uncharacterized. Gene Ontology annotation, biological process: dGTP catabolic process. NCBI's taxonomy places the organism in Eukaryota, Fungi, Basidiomycota, Agaricomycetes, Boletales, Suillaceae. Gene Ontology annotation, cellular component: nucleus. Gene Ontology annotation, molecular function: dGTPase activity. The transcript has 12 exons. The record is from RefSeq and is a predicted model, not a curated record. Bases 140 to 1903 code for a protein of 587 amino acids.